This is a messenger RNA of Phaeoacremonium minimum UCRPA7, 567 nucleotides long. RefSeq names its product putative cell polarity protein alp11 protein. The transcript has a single exon. Gene Ontology annotation, molecular function: microtubule plus-end binding. Gene Ontology annotation, cellular component: microtubule plus-end; nucleus; cytoplasm. The record is from RefSeq and is a predicted model, not a curated record. The coding region runs from base 1 to 567 and encodes 188 amino acids. Gene Ontology annotation, biological process: cytoplasmic microtubule organization. NCBI's taxonomy places the organism in Eukaryota, Fungi, Ascomycota, Sordariomycetes, Togniniales, Togniniaceae.
AUGGUUGGCGGCACACCGUGUCUCGGCCGGUUGUCAGGCGGAUGUGAUGGGGUAGCUUGCACUGACAGCGUGUUCAAGGUUGUCGAUACUCGGCCAGCCGGGGCAAGGCCAAACUUCACAGACACUAGUGGUGUCGAGAAGUAUGUCAUGCCAGAGGAGGAGUAUGCUAAGAAGACGGAUUCCGUGUUAGCAUGGAAGAAGGCUCAGAAGCUUGGGCGAUUCGACCCUGAUGCUCCAAGCCAUGAGCAGGCAAAGAUCGCCGCUUUCGCUCAAGAAGUCGAACAACGUGGCAUCAAGGUUGGCCUACGCUGUCGCGUUGGAGGAGACGACUCGCGGCGGGGAGAAGUCCGGUAUGUCGGUGAGGUGAAGGAGAUUCCCGGCGGCCUUGGCGCCUGGGUAGGUGUUCAUCUCGACGAGCCUGUGGGCAAGAACGACGGCAGCAUCAGCGGUACCAGGUACUGGGGGGAGGCAUCAGAUCUCAAGCACGGUGUCUUCGUUAGACCAGAGCGAGUUGAGGUCGGCGACUGGCCGCCCGUCGAUGAUCUUGAAGAUAUGGAGGAGAUCUAA